UACAAAUGCAAUACUCAAACUUCCCCUUUGCAAUAUACCUGUAAGAAAAUUAUGUAAAUUUUUAUUUUAAAAAUUCCUAUAACAACUGUCAGAAGCAUGUUAAAAUAUAGCGACAUAGUAGAGUGAAAAGAAUUCACAUAGAACUAUGGAUAUUGUUACGCAGUGUUUGAAAGACAACAUUUACGUUGCAAUGUUACGAAACCGACUGUUGGGACAAUUUUUUUGGUGAUAACAUUUUCAACGAAAAAAAAAAAAAUUUUUAUAAUACGUUUAGUCUUUCUUCUAUUCUAGAAUUACGAACAUUAUGCUAGAUGAACUCUAUAGUAUUUUACCAAGAUGAAACUCUUCCACAUUUUAGCCGUGAAGUCUGUAAUUUUUAAAGAACAUCUCUUCAAAUAAGUGCAAUAGGUCAGUUGACCUGAUGUGACUCGAUGAUUUUUCUUAGAAACAUUUUUGCAAGACAUCGGUUAAAGAUCUCAUUAAGUUAGAUAUGAAAAUUCAUAAUAAGGUCAAAAAAAUUUCAAAAUAAAAAUUUGUGUAACGUUUUUUACAGAUAUAUUGCAAAUGGGAAGUUUUUGAAAUGAAACUAGAAAAAUCUCAAGUAAACCGCUUGACGAGUUAAAGAGAUAAUCACGUUUCUUUUUCGAGCGAACUUUUGGAAACAUCCUCUAUAAGGAUAAACAAAUCGGCAAAGAAAUGAACGAAGUUCAUAAUACUUUUCUCAUUUGUUAAACAGAAAAGAAACAAGUAGAUGCACAUAGAUACGAGUGAAUUGCAACUUUUGUAGUAUAUGGUAAUAGUUUUCCAACACAUUAUUCUUUUUUUGGUGGAGAUAUAAGAUACUUCACCAGAAAUACACUGUUGACAAUAUAAAGAUCAUCACUGAUUCACUGAAACUCAACGUAAUAAAGCUACUUUAUAUUUGCUUCAAAGAAAAAGUUCCUUCUAUCAACUUGUUUUCCGCCAAACACUUCAAGAAUUUUUUAUUUCUAUAUAAUUUGUUAGAAAAUUGAUUACUCUAUCUAACAUAAAAAAUAGUAUAAAACUAUUUCGAAUAGUGGGAGAAACAUAGAUUUUACUGCUGGAAUUUUAAACAUCUUAUUUAUCAAUAAAAUCGAAAAUUGUUGCUCUAUUCAGGCAUAUAUUAAUGAGCAAAGAUUAUAAUCAUUACAUGAAUAAAAGCUAAACUCCCCCCCAGAAUAGAAGGCCACCCCAGAAUAGAAGGCCACCCCCAUUAGAAGGCCACCCCUGAGUCAUAUUUGCAAAAGUCACAUUAGAAGGCCAUGGCUUUCUAAUGAAUUGUUUGGAUAUUACAUAAAUAUUCUGUGCUAGUUUUAUAAAUAUCUUAGCAUUUUGAGAGAUCAUGUAUGAUCUCCACCGCACUCCUGUUUGGUUUUGCUAUAAAUUUAAAGAGGUAUGUUCAAUUUCCAAAAGCUGUCAAAACAAAACAAAGUUUAAUAUGCCUAUUUGAUCGCUUCAAUUCUUUUGCUUUGGUACGAUUACAUAUCUUUUGAAUACAUAUAAAAACUUUUUUUGUUCUUUGAAGUAUUUGUGGUGCCAGACAUCGGAUAGGUAUACUAAUAUUUGUUGAUUAAAUAUAAUACCCAUGUAGCCGAUAAUGGAUGAAUAAUGGAAAAUGAUCCAUUAUUUUCCAUUAUUUGAAGAAAAACAUGAAUUAAUGCAUUAUAAUUAAUUAUUUUUUGACUUUUCAAUGCAUUUCAAUGCAUUAUUUCUAAUAAUGCUGAAAAUGAAGGAUAAUGCCUAAAUUUUCAAUGCAUUGUAAUGCAUUAUUAUAAAAAAAAAUGCAUUAUGAUGCGUUGAUAAAUCAAUGUAUUGCAAUGGAUUAAUUAAAAAUAAUGCAUUAUAAUGCAUGAAAUAGGUUGCAUUAUCAUGUAAUUGCAUCCAUUGCAUUUCUAUUGUAAAAUAAUGCAUUGCAAUGUCCAUUAUUUCAUAAAAUUGGCUACAUGGGUAAUAUGUAAUGAAAAAGAAAACAUCAGUUUGUACGUCGGUCACUGGAGAUGGUUUACAGAUAGCAUUAGCUCAAAAAGUCUAAACAAAUUUCAAUUUUCAGUUGUCGAGCUAGAAAAACAGAAUCAGCAACUAACAAAAAAAAAUUGUAAUUUUUUACCAUAAAAGUCCUAUUAGAAGGCCACCCCUAAUAGAAGGCCACCCUGAAAAGAGCGAUGUGAAUUUCCAUAAUAGAAGGCCAUGGCCUUUUAUUCUGGGGGGGGGGUUUACGCGAUCAGAAUAAAUACUUCAAUUUUUUACAUCAAUUGUUUGGUGAGAAAACCAAGACAGUAUACAGAGAAAAAAAUGUUUUUUUCCUUCAUUUCUCAAAAUUCAUCUAGUUUCUUAUCAAGAUAUGAAACAAAUAACCCUUGUCGGCAGGACUGACUUAACCUUCGACUGAGUUCAAUCUUCUUAUCAUUUUCUCUGUUCUGCUCUCACAAUCAUUGUGCAAUACAUGCACAGACGAAAAACUAUCUAUAGUAUUUUCAGCGACGACUAUUUUGUAAAAGAGUUUUACUUAAUCAAACAGCUCGCAGUGCAUUGUCAUGAUUGAAUUAAACUCAUGCACUAAUUCUCUUACAGCGUAGUCCGAGCAUAUUUGUUCUUCCUCUCAAAUUGGCCAUAAGUCUUUUGGUCGAUGUUUCUUUGACUCCGACGCUCUUUUAAUCCUGACACAUAGAAACUUAUUUUAUUUCAUAUGAUCCUUCCUUAAGUCCAGGAAAUAUCGUUAAUUUCUCAAAAAAUCCGUUCCUGAACUCAAAAAAUUCAACUCAAAAUUAUGAGAAAUCGACUUUCGUAGACCGUUAUGAAAAGAAAUUCACCUUUGAUGUUUUUUUAUCCUGCCACAAAACAGACCGACAGACAAACUCUUUUCAACUCUUUUCACAUCAGUCUCCCUACAAUCGAGGAACAAAAAAAUAUAUGUUUAUACAGCAUAGCUUUUAAAUUAAUAUAACUGAUCAUCGUGUUGGCUUCCUCGAUAAUCUUAAACAAAAACCAUAAAAAAACAACGAUUUGAAACCUGAAUGACGUUGAAAAAUGCUUGUCAGAAAAUAAGGCACCGAUUCUCCGAACCGUGAUCAGCUCUAUCUGAAGUAAGAAGGAUUAUUUGGUGCACUCUGUGAUACAUUAUUGACUGAAAUGAUAUUCCACAUUGUGAUCCUCGAAUUCACUAAUCUUGAGGAAUUAUUGAUGGACCCGAGUUCUACAUUCUCAACAACAUUAAGUCAACCUUUAUGAAAAAUCAUAAUUUUCUUAAAGAAUCAUUUCUUCAGUGAAAAAAAUCCUUUCGAAAAUUUUCCAAAAACCAAUACCAUCAAUCGAUUCCUGGACGCCGAAACCCUUUAGUCAAAGUUGACAAGACAUCAUUGUUUUCCUUGAAAAAGGGUUCAAAAAAGUGCGCUUCUCAUGUAAACUUCAAACAUGGAGCUCACUUACCCAUCGACCAUUUCCCAAUAAAACGCAAUCUAUGUUUUCUGGUUUAUCGCAGUAAGAUCGCAUUCCACUGAGAUACUAGCUCGGGAAUUAUAACUAAUGUUCACUAGAUAUAUAGUCUGGGAUCUCAGGGCUUCCAUUGGGAUGCUAGUAGCGUUACCUAAGAUGCUAUCAACAUCCCAGUUGAUGCUCCUAGCAUACCAAUUGAUGCUAGCACCAUCCCAGGCGAUACUAGCGCCAUCCGAGGUGGUUCCUAAAAUGAGCUCCUAAUUUUUAGUUUACGUAUUUUGGAGCACAGUUUUUCUUUGAGCUAAAACAAGCCUUUUUUCACUAAAACAUCUAUCUGAAAGUUUUCAAAAAUCAAUGGUACCAAUUGAUUCCUCAACCCCAUAAAACUUUUUCUCAAGCUAUACCGGAGCAGCUGUAGAAAAGAAAUGAGCAUUAUUGCUACAGACAAUGUUUUUUUUUCACCUUGACACAUACACAUAUACUGGAAGAUUUUAUUUCAGAUGACUCUUCCUUCAGUCUAGAGAAUAAGUCAAAAGGAAACUGUACCGUUGACUAGUGUAAUCAAUGCCCCUUGGAAAUGAUAUAGAAAGAAAAAAAGUGCUGAAAUUUUGAAAGAACACAAAAAAUUGAUGAAUAUGAGAAGAGAAAGAGAGAAACAAGAAAGACUUCAAACUCUACAAAAAGAACUAUUCAUUAUCUUUUUUUCUUUCUUUUCCUGUUUGCAAAAUUUUGUUUUCUUUACAUAUAUGAAAUCGUAUAUGGAAAUCUCCUUAGAAUUCUGAAAGCUUAACAUUUCAGAUAUUAGAAAUAAUUAUCGACACAAAAGAAUUGUUACAAAGUUCUUUUCUUAUAGACUAAAUCACGGAAAGUACUUUCUCGUGCAUGAGAGACAAAAAUCUCUUCGAUAAUGAUGAUUCAUUUUCUUUGUUUAUUGUAGUUACUCCCACUAUUCCAAUUAAUGCUCAAUGGUCACAAAAUGGAAAGACCGUUGCUGGAGGGAAUGGAGAAGGCGAUGCCACAAAUCAACUCCACAAGCCUUUCGGUCUCUUCGUUGAUGAUGAUCAAACGAUGAUCAUUGCUGACUACGAGAAUCAUCGUAUUGUCCAAUGGAAGAUGGGUGAUACGAAUGGACAAGUUGUAGCUGGUGGCAAGGGCCAAGGAAAUCCCUUAGAUCGAUUGAAUUAUCCAACCGAUGUGCUAAUCACCAAAGAAACUGAUAGUCUCAUUAUUUGCGAUUCCGGAAAUAAUCGAGUCGUACGAUGGUCUCGUCGUAGUGGCACAACUCAAGGAGAAAUCCUCAUUGACAACAUCGCUUGUCGAAGAUUGUUCAUGGAUGAUCAGAGAUAUCUCUAUGUCUCUGACAUCGAAAAACAUGAAGUAAGACGAUAUCAAAUAGGAGACAAGAAUGGAGUUAUCGUGGCUGGUGGAAAUGGUAAAGAUGCUGGUCUCAAUCCACUCAACUUUCCGACUUUCAUCUUUGUCGAUCAACAACAGACUGUCUACGUGUCAGACAACAACAAUCAUCGUGUAAUGAAAUGGAAUAAAGGUGCAAAAGAAGGCAUUGUCGUCGCAGGAGGUCAAGGUGAAGGGAAUGCUCUGACACAAUUGUCGUAUCCUGCCGGACUCUUCGUCGAUACAUUGGGUACCAUCUAUGUGGCAGAAAUAGGGAACGAUCGAGUGAUGCGUUGGCCUAACGGAGCAAAACAGGGUACUGUCAUUGUAGGUGGAAAUGGCCGAGGAGCAGGAGCAAAUCAGUUCUAUAAUCCGCAUAGUUUAUCAUUCGAUCGACAUGGCAAUCUUUAUGUCGCCGAUUUCAAUAAUAAUCGUGUUCAAUUUUUUUCAAUUUAA
Molecule: messenger RNA, 5301 nt
Organism: Rotaria sp. Silwood1
Lineage: Eukaryota; Metazoa; Rotifera; Eurotatoria; Philodinida; Philodinidae
Source: the annotation of a GenBank genome assembly